Messenger RNA from Morus notabilis, 2178 nucleotides. RefSeq names its product TRAF3-interacting protein 1. Bases 251 to 1975 code for a protein of 574 amino acids. The transcript is spliced from 11 exons. Lineage: Eukaryota; Viridiplantae; Streptophyta; Magnoliopsida; Rosales; Moraceae. The record is from RefSeq and is a predicted model, not a curated record.
ACGAAAACAGGAUGCCACGCGACGAUCCGAACUGGAUAUAGAACGCACCUUCUUCAAGCUCUGGUUCUCCAUCAUCUCCUCCACUAUCGCCGCCGGCCGCCCUCAGUUCUUCCUGUACGGCCUCCACAACCACCUCCUCCAAGACCAACCAGGUCUUCGCCUUCGACCCCGUCUCCACCUCCCCAGCUGAUUCUGUUUGCAUAUAAAAAUCAAUCCAAGCUGCUAGGGUUACGGUAAUUUGUGCUCUCAAAUGGGGAGGGAGAAGAAGAAGAAGAAGAAGAGGCAUGCAGAGGAAUCGAGUGAUAAUGAUUCGUCUGAGGAAAGGUCCGACUACUCGAGGCGAUCCUCGAAGAGUCGCCGCCGGCACCGCCACAGAAGCGACGGCGGUUCGAGGAGAGAGAAAGAUAAGAGAGAGAGGGAAGAAAGAAGGCGAAGGCGCAGAGAGAGGAGGGAGAGGGAGAGAAAGCGAAUGAAAUCGAGAGGGAAAAGCGAGUCCGAAUCAGAGUCCGAGUCUUCGGGUGACGAUGAUUCGGAAAAUCCCCAAACCGUGACUCAAGGGUUGUUGAAAGAAUUCCCGAAUGUUGGAAACGACUUGAAACAGCUUUUGCAAAUGAUCGAUAAUGGGCAAGCUGUUGACAUAAAGGGCAUACCCGAAAGAUCUCUUAUUAAGCAUCUAAAGAAGCUGUUUGUUUCGUUAAGCCUCAAGGAAAAUGGUGAUGAAGUAUUCUUGCUUCCUUCAAAUGUUCGUCCCACUUUGGAGGUUGUUGGAUCCCUGUUGAACACUUGUACAGAACCAAAAAGUGAACAGCUUGAUCGUCCUGUGCCAUUGGAAGACGCAAAUUCAGCUCCGGAUGGCGAAUGCAGACAAGAGAUGAAUGAUAAUGAUAACAAUGUGGCAUGCCCAGAAGAUGAUGCCGCUGGUCCUAGAAGAAGGAUAAUUGGCCCUGCAAUGCCCUCGGCCGAGUUACUGGCUGCUGCUGCUAAAUUGACAGAAGCACAAGCUGAGCUCAGAGAUGCUGAGUUGGAGGAAGAUUCUGAAUUAUUUGUAGGGCCUCCACCACCUGCUAUGGUUGCUGAAGCUGCAUCAGCAAAUGAAGCAGAGCGAUUCGAAGAGGUUACGAGAAUUAUGGGCAUUGAGGCCGACUGCCCUUAUGAUAUUUUAGGAGUGAACCAAAACAGGUCCCCAGAGAACAUAAAGAAAAGGUAUUGGAAAAUUUCCCUUUUGGUGCACCCUGAUAAAUGUCAUCAUCCUCAAGCCCACCAAGCAUUUAUCAAACUAAAUAAAGCGUUUAAAGAAUUACAAGAUCCUGAGAAGAAAAAAGCACUGGAUGAGAAAAUCAAAUUCAAGGAGGAACAAGAGAAAUUUAAGGUUGAGUUGCGAGCAAUGCGUGAGGCUGCUCAAUGGAGGAGGUCACAAGGUAUAUCCAUGGAGGGUGAUGACGAGCUCUUGGCCGAGCCAGAGAUUGAUGUUAAGGUAGCACCACAGAGAGAUGAGUGGAUGACAACUCUACCUCCUGAAAGAAAACCUGGUGUGACUGUGCAUUCCACGAGAGCGUUUAGCAGAAGCGCAAAAGAAGGACGUGGUGACACAAGCGCAUGGACGGAUACCCCUUCAGGCAGAGCACAAAAGGCAAAGAUGAAUUUUCUAGAAGCAUAUAGUGAAGCGACUGCUCUGGCUUCAAACGAAGUGCAGAAGCAUUCAGAUGCAGAUUUAGUGGACAAGUAUAACAAAGAAAAACGAUCAAAAUCAUUGGUACAAAAGCACCAGGAAGAAAGGGCCACCAGCCGUUCGAAGAAAAAAUCUGUACAGAAAGUAGAGAAUGAAGAUUGGGUUGGGCAACACCCAUGGAAGCCUUGGGAUCGCGAGAAGGACCUGGUAGCUGGCAGGAAAAGUGUAAAUUUUGAAUCAGAAAACAUGGCUGCUGGUUUAUCUUCAAAGUUUUCAUCGGGAUCAUUUCAGAGAAACUUCCUCUAGACAAGAAGUGAUGUAUGUACCUUUAGAAGUGUAAUUGCACGACUCUUGUCCAUGCGCAAAGUAGGCCUUCUAUCUGAUGAGUACCGCAAAUCCUUUUUCUUUGGUUAGACAGAGAUACUGCACCACUCAUCAUUUAAAGUUUGAAGUGAAGCUGUAGCAUUUUUGUUUUAAGUACUACUAUGAAAAAAGGAUGUGGGGACCAA